Molecule: messenger RNA, 605 nt
Organism: Copidosoma floridanum
Lineage: Eukaryota; Metazoa; Arthropoda; Insecta; Hymenoptera; Encyrtidae
Source: RefSeq, a predicted model, not a curated record
CUUUGGCUUCAUCGCACUCGAAAGAGUUUGAAACGCUCACUGCAGUAGAAGCCAAUUCACUGGUAGCAGUGUCAGCAGUCAAUCCAUCGGAAAUGGCUAGAUUUUUGAAUUUUGAGGAUGAUUUUAUUCCUUGCUCCCUAUGGUCUAUAUGUACUGCUGAAACAGAGAGGCAAGUACAAUUACUAUCACCGUUGCCAUUUGAUGAGUUGUCACCAUCGAUAAUGAAAACUUUUUUCGAGGAUGAGUUCAACACUUCUUCGCCACAUUCUUCUUUUAUUGAAGAAUCGGGGACACCGCCACCGGCAACAUCUCCAACUUUUUCACACACGCGAGAGUUAGAGACACUCAGCACGGUCGAGUGGGGCUCACCAAUGGAUUUGACAGUUGCAUCGUCGAUAGGUGCUGUCAUCGAUACAUCGAUUCCUUCUGUAACGAUAUCCACAACAUCCCCCAUCCUAACCUGCUCAACAUCGUCCGCUGCUCCCUCAACACUUGUUGUGGAUCUCACAACAACAUCUGCCCCAACCUGCUCAAUAUCGUCCGCUGCCCCCUCAAUACUUGUUGUAGAUCUUGCAACAACACCUGCCCCCCAAUACCUGUUGUGA